GCUGCCGAGAGCUGAAGAAAUAUUUCCAGCUGUGAGAGAAAGCAUGAACCAUACAAAUUCAGAGAAUGAAGAUACACACCCAAUAAGUAAUGCAGACCAGGCCAUGAAUAUGAAUGCUGAGGAAGUCUCAGACUCACAUGAGGAAGUGGAUCCUCUGCAAAUAACAUUUCAGGAGAUAAAGGCUGAACCUGAGGACUGUACAAGUUCAGAGAACGUUUUAGUGGGUCCAUAUGUUGAGAUAUACCCAACAUCUCAUGAUGCAAAUCAUGCUGUGUAUAUAAAAGCUGAGGCAGUGUCAGAUACAGAAGAGGAAGAAGAUCCUCUUGCAGUAAUAUUUCCAGAACUAAAGGCUGAACCUGAGAGUACUUUAAAUGAACUUGAACGUGUACAUGAUGAGGAGCGACGAUAUUCCUGCGAUGAGAGUGGUGAUUCUUUCAGUCAACAGCUAAUUCUGAGAGUACAUCAGCACAUACAAAGUGGGAAGCAGCCAUUUAAAUGUGAUGUAUGUAAUAAAUCAUUCAGUUGUAACAGUAAUCUGAAGAAACAUCUGCACAUGCAUAGUGAGGAGCAGCCAUUUAAAUGUGAUGUGUGUAAUAAGCCAUUCAGUCUUCCGAGCAGACUGAAGGAACAUCAGCGCAUACAUAGUGGGGAGCGGCCGUUUAGAUGUGAUAUAUGCAAUAAGUCAUUCAGUCAGCAUGGAAGUCUGAAGACACAUAAGCUCAUACAUACUGGGAAGCGGCCAUUUAAAUGUAAUGUAUGUAAUAAGUCAUUCGAUCGGAAGUGGCAUCUGAUGACACAUCAGCGCAUACAUAGUGGGGAGCGGCCAUUUAAAUGUUAUGUAUGUUUUAAGUCUUUCAGUCAGCAGGGUAGUCUGAAGAAACAUCAGCGCAUACAUAGUGGGGAGCGGCCGUUUAGAUGUGAUGUAUGUAAUAAAUCAUUCAUUGAUCAGAGUAAUCUGAAUAGGCAUCGGCCCAUACAUACUGGGGUGCGGCCAUUUUCCUGUGAUGUGUGUCAUAAGUCAUUCAGACUGCAAGACAUACUGAAGAGACAUCAGCGCAUACAUACUGGGUAGUGGCCAUUUAGAUGUGAUGAAUGUAAUAAGUUAGCAGGGUAAUCUGAUGACACAUCAGCGGGCAUUAUGCUGUGAUAUGUGUAAUGAGUCGUUCAGUUGUAAGAGUCAUCUGAAGACAUCAGCAGAUACAGGCUGAGGAGUGGCCAUUUUGCUGUGAUGUGUGUAAUAAGUCAUUCAGUCAGUUGGAUAAUCUGAAGACACAUCAGUGCAUGUAUACUGGGGGAGCGGCCAUUUAGUUGUGAUAAGUCAGUUGUGAACUGUCAUGUGAAGACACAUCGGUGCAUACAUACUUGUGAGCAGCCAUUUUGCUAUAAUAUGUAUAAUAAGUCAUUCAGCUGUAAGCGUAAUCUGAAGGAUCGUCUGCCCAAACAUGGAGGGCACCAUUUUGCUGUGAUGUAUGUAAUAAGUCAUUCAGUCGCCAGAGCACACUGAUGACACAUCAGCUCAUACAUGUUGAUGUGCUCUAAAUCAUAGAGCAGUAGAGAUGGGUUUAAACUAAAGGAUGAGUAUGUGACUUGUAGCAUACCACAGUAUUUCAUGCUGCAAAAAGACUGUUUUGCUGUGUGUGGCAUGCUGCAAUUUUUGUAGACUGCUACAAGACAUUGGAGCUGAUUGCUGUUGCUAACCUUUAGACCUGAUAGGAAAUGAACCGAGUCCCAUGACACAAAACGUCUAUGCAAAUUACUUCCAUUUCAUUCUGAUUGCUGAAUAAGCACAUUAUCCUGUCUUUGCGAGUGGAAACAGACAUGACAUGACAUGACAUGACACACUCCUACAGUUAUGUUGUUAAUUUGGCAGUGGAAGUUAAUGAUUAUUAGAGUGUACUCACUGAAAUUGGUGGACAGCUUAUAAACAUAGUUCAGCAGCAUCAUAUUUUUUGCUGUAUGUUAUCUGUGCUCUUCUGUCAUUACAUUUGAGUAAAUUUGUUGAUCAGUUAAUUACAGAUUGAUAUAUCGCUUGGAUUGAGUAUAUUGAGAUAACUGUUAUGGAUUGGUCUGAAGAAUACAAACUAUGCUAUAUUGGACAUAACAGGUGAGAUAUCUUUUUGUGGAAUACUUGGUAUAAUGAUUAUAAAUAGAAAGUUAAAUAAAAAUAUGUUGAUUCUGCUUGUGGAGAAAUAAAAUAGCUCAGAAUUUAAUUCGAAGGAUCAUGAAAGACUUUCUUACAUCAUUUCAUUGUGAAUAUCAGCAGAGAAACUGAGUGGUCUGUCAUGAGAUCAGAAAUGAAAGUGGUUUGGCUUUGAGGCACUCCUUUUUGCUUUAGGUCUUCUUUGCUAUAGAGGGGAAGAGUCAACUGAAAAUUGUGAAGUAAAUUUAAAUGUAAUUGUAUAAUUUUUUAAUAAAAUAAGGCAAUGUCA
Cryptotermes secundus is the source of this 2429-nucleotide messenger RNA. RefSeq names its product zinc finger protein 239-like. Gene Ontology annotation, molecular function: DNA-binding transcription factor activity, RNA polymerase II-specific; RNA polymerase II cis-regulatory region sequence-specific DNA binding. The record is from RefSeq and is a predicted model, not a curated record. Gene Ontology annotation, cellular component: nucleus. NCBI's taxonomy places the organism in Eukaryota, Metazoa, Arthropoda, Insecta, Blattodea, Kalotermitidae. Gene Ontology annotation, biological process: central nervous system development; regulation of transcription by RNA polymerase II.